UACGCUUCAUGUUGUUUGUUAAUCGUUCCAGACUAUGCGGUAAACACGUUCUAGUCAGUGAAUCCAAUCGAACACUGAGUCAAUUUGGCAUCGAAAAUUGUGUACACAGUAAACUCUGAUGACACGAUUUGGUAGAAUUAUGCAGAGCGAAAGGUAUGGAGUUCCAAGGGCGUUUUGGUAACGAAAGCCAAUGGGUUUUGAGGGGUGAACUGUUUUGACGGCGUGAAGUAAUUGAGAAAACUAAGAGGAAUCAAAGCAGCCGUAUCGACGCACAGCUGAGACGUGUUAAUUGGUUGUUGAUAACAUGACUUUGUCUAUCAAAACCGGAGUGACUGUUUUGCUUCUUUGUUUGGUUUUUAUUUCAUCAACCGUGCAACAGGAUCUUAAGACCAUUAAUGACAAAUUAAAACAGUUCUGUGAAAAGAACCCACAAAACUACAUUAAAGAUCCAGGUGUUGUGAAGUGCAAAUUACUUUAUGAUGUUGCUUGCUGGAAGGAGACUCUUGCAGGCCAAACAGCCGUACAACCCUGUCCUUUCCUACUGUUUUCGACAAAAGAUAAUAUUUCUCGCCGUUGUGAUAAGGAGGGUAACUGGCAAGAGAUGAACAUAACAAAAUGUCACAGACUUACACCAAAGGAAGCAGCUGAUAAAGGAAGGCAGGCAUCUAACACACCAACGAAGAAACAGGAUGACUCUCUUACUCAUGCUCAGCGUGUGCAGCGGUUGUAUAUCGCUCUCUCUUGGAUCGAAUUUUUUGUCCUGCUGCCAGUAUUCAUACUGAUCUGCAUCGUCAUGGGCCGUGAAAAUGAUCGAUUUAUUUUGCAUAAUCAUCUUAUCUUGGCGUUUAUUCUUCGCAUCAUCACUCUAUUCAUUUAUCACUAUGGGAAAAUGGGAGAGACAGAUUCGAACAUGGCCGUUUGCAAUGCAUUCUGGUUAUUGAACCGCUACUUUGCGGCUUCGGAGAUAACGUGGAUGCUCAAUGAAGGGGUUUUUCUAUUGCGCAUGCUCGCGUAUCCCUUUGACAGCGAGUCAUAUCUAUGGUACUAUUAUGUCUUCGGUUGGGGUUUUUCCGGUUUUCUGACGUUCUGUGUGUACCUUCCAUACAUGCAGUUUAAGAUUUCAAGAGUUUUUUCAAGUUGUUGGGUGAGACACAGUCAGUCAGAGCACAUGCUGGUGUUGUAUGUUCCAUUAUCCAUCAUGCUGCUGAUCAACUGUGGAGUUGCAGUCUACGUAAUUCGAAUGCUCACCAAAAAACUCAAGAACUCUCAUUCAUCACAAAUGAAUGCUAUCAAGAAAAGUUCCAAGGCGCUGGUGGUUCUGGUAUCACUCCUGGGAGUAAUCUACCUUCUUGUUUUCUAUAAGCCAGGGAACAAUCCUUCUUACGAUUAUUUCGUGGCUGUUGCUUAUCCCUUCCAGGGAAUCAUGGUUUGCAUAUUUUGUGUUUUUCUGAGCGCGGAGUUUCGUGAAGCGCUCAAACGACGCUGGAUGAAAUGGAGAUACGGAAUACUGAUAGAAACGAAUCCAUACUCCGCAAACGCGGGAAAUGAGGAAGAGCCUGGCCCAUCUUAUGAACCGGAAAGAGCAAGAAGUACGACAAGAACAGAGUCCUCAGUGGAAGUACCUCCUAGAGCUCUUUCAAUUGCAUCUUUGCGACAGCCAACAAGUGACCAGCUUCCAGAUGAACAUCCUCGUAAGCAAAGCACAGAGAGAUCUUUAUUGUCUCGCUCGAGUGAUCUCACAAAAUUUCGCCUUGCCAAGGUCGAACCGGAGCCAAUCGUGCCUGUAAGGAUACAGUCAGCAGGUCCAAGGGAUUGGUGCCCACCAACGCUACAAGCAGUGAAAGCCUGGGCAGAAGUCGAGUCUUCAGAGAAACCUGACACAACAGAUCAAGGUCAUUCAAAUGAAGGUUUUUUUGGUAGUAAGGUUUCCCUCAGUAGCAACGUCUCUCGUGAUCCGCCAAAACCAGCUGCAACGGAAGUGGUGGGGUCCAACGCACUUCUAUCUCAAAAUGAAUUGAAAUCAGAAACAAAGGAUUCCGAAGAACCUGAACAGACUGACCAACCUGACGAUGCUACUCAGAGCGACCCAACUAAAGUUUCAACGCCACAACAAACAGAAGACCAGUUUUUGGUGACUUCAAGUCAGGAGUUUGAUAAUGACGAUGCUACACAGGAUGACCCAACAAAAGUUUCAACGCCACAACAAACAGAAGAUGAGUUUUUGGUGACUUCAAGUCAGGAGUUUGAUAAUGACUCUCUAGCCUCGAUGGCGCUACCAGAAAUGGGGCUUGCUCUGGAGAGUGAAAUGUUGACAGCCAGAGUAGGCGCAAGUGUUUCUCAAGAUGCUCAACCGUCAACAGGCAAUGAAGAAUUAAAUGAUUCUGUUCAAGGAAUGACUUUUUGGAGUAGGGCGCGACAAUUAGCUUCCCGAAGAAGGAGAUCGCGAAUUGAACACAACAAAGUGAUAUCUACAGAGGGUGGUUCAUUAGAGUUCCAUUCAUCGCACGCAGAUAGAUUCAAACAAGCUGAGGAGUAUCGCUUAGCGUGGAUCUCAAGUAUUCUUCAAGGGAAUAAAACACGCGAAGACGAAAGUGAUGUGUAAAUGUUAUUUGCAAGAAACCACCCUCUUUCGAUUAUAAAGCAUGACAGUGUGACAGUGUGACAGUGUGACAGCGUGACAGUGCCACGAAGCAAGAGUGUUAAAGUAUGCUACAAAACGGAUUUGUUUCAUUCUGAUAUGAAAUCCUCAUUCGCUUAAGAUAAUGUGUCGAAGACUCUGUAUACAUAAAUAAUGAACGAAAAAGUAUUUAUUAACAGUUUGUCAAUUUUAAGAAAUCGUUAUUUAAUUUUCUUUACUUCCUCCAUCAUAUUGUGCCCUACAUUUAGAGCUGAAGGUAUCCAUUUUUAAAGACAAUUUGUUAGUCAAAGCAGACAGGGUGAAAAGCUUGUAAUUUGACCGACUGUUGUUUUUCUCAAGAGUUUGAGGUAACUGCGUUUUAUUACACAGCAGUGUCUGUGUGAAUUGGUAAGCUGUGACCAAAACAUAGAAAAUGCUUUGAAUUACUAUUGAUAGCGGCUUUUGAUUGGGUGUCGAAAGUAUCACGGACUUACUUUGGCUUUACUUUCCUUCGCUUUGUGAUUGGUUAAAAAAAAUUCGCACCACCCUCUUAACCAAUUAGAUGUGCUAAAUUAAAACCAAUCGGGACUUUGUUUCUCGUGUUUUCCCGCUCUUGGCGCCGGGUGCGUGGGUGUCACUUAGACUUGUAAUUGGCUUAUUGAGUGUACUUUUUGUUGCACGGCACUCAAUCAAAUGGCGCUCUAUGGAAUCGGAUUAAAUAUUUUAAAAGGAGGUGAUUAAUACUUCCAGCAGAUUUAUGCUCCGCCACUUUCUAUAGUGAGAGAAAUGUGUGUCUUACGUACAGUCAAAACAGUUUAAAAUUAUGUUAUCUAUACCCCGAAAUCAGAUAUAUGAAUAAAGACACAUGUAACAAAUGCUAUUGCUUCUCUGCUUGGUUCCGCGUUUGUGGUAAAACAUGCCACCAUGUUUAAAAAUUCGAAAUUAUUAAAAUUUAGCACUUUGGAAAAAAAUACAAGGUUAUACAAUGAAUGAAUUGAAGAUAACUUCAGUUAAGUUUUUUCAACCUCAGUAGCGAUGUUCUUGAGUCAAUAUCAAGGAUUUAUUUAUCGCAAAAACAGAAGCCAUUAAUUUCAUUUGUAAUAAUUAAUUAUCUCUAAUCAACCAGCUUUUCACCGAGUAACAGACAGGCGAAUAAUUUUCAUGAUCAGAGAAAUGUGCCUUUUCGAAUAGUCUAUUUUACAGCUGUGUGUUUGGUUGCCAAGCCUUUGAACAGGAGUGAGGCUAAGGUUGACCUUGUUAUGAUACAAACUUUGCCGCUUUUAAAAUGUAAAUUACUUUGUUAUCAUGCUAACUAGAUACUGGUCUCUAUCACAACAUGGUCAACUUCAGCUUCACUCCAAAUCAAAGGCUUAGCAACUAAGUACACAACUGUAAAAUGGCCUAUUGCUUCUUAUCCUCAACAGCCAAAACAAUUAGUUACAUUUCAUAUAACAGAG
Messenger RNA from Pocillopora verrucosa, 4074 nucleotides. RefSeq lists its product as uncharacterized. Gene Ontology annotation, biological process: cell surface receptor signaling pathway; adenylate cyclase-modulating G protein-coupled receptor signaling pathway. The record is from RefSeq and is a predicted model, not a curated record. Gene Ontology annotation, molecular function: G protein-coupled peptide receptor activity. Gene Ontology annotation, cellular component: plasma membrane. Lineage: Eukaryota; Metazoa; Cnidaria; Anthozoa; Scleractinia; Pocilloporidae.